AUGGCAGCAAAUUCUUCCAACAUUAAUGUUUAUGGUCAGAAAACCUUAUCGCUGAAUCUGAAUUUAAGACGACACUUUUUAUGGACUUUCCUUAUUGCAGAUGUUAGUUCACCUAUUCUUGGAGCAGAUUUCCUCCAUUAUUUUGAAUUGGUGUCAGAUCUCCGCAAUAAGUGUCUGAGAGAUACGAAAACAAAAUUGCAAUCAGCAGACCAAAUUAAAGAUUCGAAACUACAUUCAGUUCAAAUUUCUCUUUCUGGGGAUACAAAAUAUCAUAAAUUAUUGCGAAAAUUUCCUUCUAUUACCAAAUUACCUAAUCCACAUCAAACAGUAAAACACAACACUGUUCACCACAUAAUAACAAAAGGUCCUCCCGUAGUAGCAAAACCUCGAAGGUUAGCUCCAGAUCGUCUUAAAAUUGCUAAGCAAGAAUUUCAAAAUAUGAUGCAUCAAGGACAUAUAAGACCUUCGAAAAGCAACUAA
Messenger RNA from Uloborus diversus, 480 nucleotides. RefSeq lists its product as uncharacterized. The record is from RefSeq and is a predicted model, not a curated record. The transcript has a single exon. Lineage: Eukaryota; Metazoa; Arthropoda; Arachnida; Araneae; Uloboridae. The coding region runs from base 1 to 480 and encodes 159 amino acids.